CUCCUCUGGUCACCUUGUCUUUAUGUCCCUCCUUUAACCAGACAGAGGACGGGGGGCGGAGCCUCCAGGACUGUAAGCCAAGACGGAGCCAGCAGCUGGUAGCAGCACCAAGAAGAACCAGGUGAAGCCAGAGGGAGAAAGUGACUCCGACUAAUAGGCUGGGGCCUGUUUCUGAAGGCGUCCAGAGAGAGAAGGUUUGGGAGAAAAACAAAGCCAGAUGUGAACGUUGUUCUGUGUCGGAUCUGCUGCCUUGAGGGGAGAUAAUACAGCGACGCCUCAUCAUGGUGGACCUGUUUGCUGACCGGGUUCUUGUGAAGAACAACAAGGACCAGGACGAGCUGGACACGGAGCGCGAGAUCAUCACGCGUCUGCAGAACCGAAUCCUGAUGCUCUUCUUUGCCUCUGCUGAAUCCGACACCUGCCAGCGGUUCGCUCCCACGCUUCACGACUUCUUCAAACAGCUGACCGAUGAGUUCUACGUGGAGCGCUCCGCUCAGCUGGUGCUGCUCUACGUCAGUCUGGAUCAGUCAGUGGAGCAGCUAGAAAACUUCCUGAAAGAGCUCCCAAAGAAGUCCCUGUUCCUGGCCUACGAGGAUCCUUACAGAAGGGAGCUGGAGACCAUGUUCGACGUGAGAGAGGUUCCCACCGUGGUGGUCCUGCGUCCCGACUGCUCCAUCCUCAUCCCCAACGCGGUGGAGGAGAUAACCCGCCUGGGUCCGGACUGCUACCGCAACUGGCACGAGGCGGCCGAGCUCAUCGACAGAAACUUCCUCACCAAGGAGGACUUUGAGGACAAGUCCAUGCGCAGCUUCACCGACCCCGUCAGACGACUCAAGUACAAGGUGGAGGACGAGAAGAAGAAGAAGAAGGAGGAGGAGAAGAAGAAAAAGAAGCAGCGGCGAGGCUGGGGCGUAGGAGGCGACGAGGGCGAGGAAGCCGGAGCAGACGAUAGGGACGGUGGAGGGUCGAUGUGGUGAUGGAGAGAACGAUGCUGUGAAUUUGUCCCAAAGUUGCUGCUUUAUUCGAGUUUGGAAGCUUUUUUUUUUCUACCCUUGUAAGAGUUUUGUUGUAUGGCAAAUUUCAUAAUAAAUAUGUUGUUUAUGGCAUU
This is a messenger RNA of Xiphophorus couchianus (Monterrey platyfish), 1108 nucleotides long. It is a transcript of the gene nxnl1, whose product is annotated as nucleoredoxin like 1. The record is from RefSeq and is a predicted model, not a curated record. Gene Ontology annotation, biological process: photoreceptor cell maintenance. Gene Ontology annotation, cellular component: mitochondrion. The coding region runs from base 282 to 977 and encodes 231 amino acids. NCBI's taxonomy places the organism in Eukaryota, Metazoa, Chordata, Actinopteri, Cyprinodontiformes, Poeciliidae. The transcript is spliced from 4 exons.